Molecule: messenger RNA, 1209 nt
Organism: Lepus europaeus (European hare)
Lineage: Eukaryota; Metazoa; Chordata; Mammalia; Lagomorpha; Leporidae
Gene: CMKLR2
Product: chemerin chemokine-like receptor 2
Exons: 1
Coding region: 1-1068 (355 amino acids)
Biological process (GO): positive regulation of cytosolic calcium ion concentration; phospholipase C-activating G protein-coupled receptor signaling pathway; inflammatory response
Cellular component (GO): plasma membrane
Molecular function (GO): G protein-coupled receptor activity; complement receptor activity
Source: RefSeq, a predicted model, not a curated record
AUGGAAGAUCUGGAGGAAACAUUCUUUGAAGAAUUUGACAACUAUUCCUAUGCCCUGGAAUAUUACACCCCGGAGUCUGAAUUGGAGGAGAAGACCCACCUGGGAGCUGCUCACUGGGUCUCCUUGGUGUUAUAUUGUAUAGCGUUUGUCCUGGGAAUUCCAGGAAAUGCCACUGUCAUUUGGUUCACGGGAUUCAAGUGGAAAAAGACAGUCACCACUCUCUGGUUCCUCAAUCUGGCCAUUGCGGAUUUCAUUUUUGUUCUCUUCCUGCCCCUGUACGUCUCCUAUGUGGCCAUGAAUUUCCACUGGCCCUUUGGCAUCUGGUUGUGCAAGGCUAAUUCCUUCAUUGCCCAGUUGAACAUGUUUGCUAGUGUUUUCUUCCUGACAGUGAUCAGCCUGGACCGCUAUAUCCACUUGAUCCAUCCUGUUGUGUCUCAUCGGCACCGAACCCUCAAAAACUCCCUGGUUGUUAUCAUACUUGUGUGGCUUUUGGCUUCUCUGAUUGGUGGUCCUGCCCUAUACUUCCGGGAUACUCUAGAGUUCAAUAACCACACCCUUUGCUUUAACAAUUUUCAUGAGCAUGAUCCUGACCUCACUAAGAUGAGGCACCACGUUCUGACCUGGGUGAAAUUUAUUGUCGGGUACCUGUUCCCUUUGCUAACAAUGAGUGUUUGCUAUUUGUGCCUCAUCUUCAAGGUGAAGAAGCGAAGCAUCCUGAUCUCUAGUAGGCAUUUCUGGACCAUCCUGGCUGUGGUUGUGGCCUUUUUGAUUUGCUGGACUCCUUAUCAUCUGUUUAGCAUUUGGGAGCUCACCAUUCACCACAACAGCUAUUUCCAUGAGGUACUGCAAGCUGGAAUCCCCCUCUCUACAGGUUUGGCAUUCCUCAAUAGUUGUUUGAACCCCAUCCUUUACGUCCUCAUUAGUAAGAAGUUCCAAGUUUGCUUCCGGGCCUCAGUUGCUGAGAUACUAAAGCAUACAUUGUGGGAAGUCAGCUGUUCUGGCACAGUGAGUGAACAGCUCAGAAACUCUGACACCAAGAAUCUAUGUCUCUUGGAAACAGCCCAGUAAGUUAUGACUUUUCCACAAAUCAGUAUAAGGCUUUUUGUGUGGGUCCCUUGACAGAUGCUUUCACAUUAUAUUUGGUUCGAAGAUACAGAACUGACCAUAUAUUUGUUGUUUUUGGUCAGUUUAAUGGCAUCACAUUUAUAU